AUGCCCUCCACCGUCGACGAACAAAUUCAUCCUCACGCAUCCGGAGAUGCAGAAAAGACCGUCAAUGCCCAUUCGGCCCCACAAGAUCUCGUCCUCUACGCCGGUUGGUUUUGUCCCUUCGUCCAGCGCACGUGGCUCGCUCUGGAAGAGAAAGAACUUCUCUACGAGUAUCGAGAAGUAAACCCGUACAAGAAGGAGAAAGAGUUCCUCGAGAUCAACCCCCUCGGCCUCGUUCCUGCCCUCGUCUACCAGAACAAAGCGCUCUACGAGUCUUUGAUCAUCAACGAGUUUCUCGAGGAUGCAUUUCCCCAGGCUAAGCCUCUGCUACCCAAGGACGCUUUCGAACGUGCACGUGUCCGGCUGUGGAUCGAUCAUGUGUCCAAGAAAGUCAACGCCGCUUACUACCGCACGUUGCAAGCGCAGGAAGAGGAGAAGCAGAAAGAGGCUCUGGGGGAGCUAGUCGAAGCUCUACAGAAAUACCUCGAUCAAGUCAAAGGCCCCUGGUUCUCGGGUGAGGAGUUCUCCUUAGCCGACAUCACCAUUGCCCCUUGGAUCAAUCGUCUGUACAUUCUCAAAGAACACCGAGGAUUCAAAGAUGAACUUGUGGGUGGAAAGUGGAAGGAGUAUGAAAAGACGAUCAAAGAACGACCCAGUGUGCUCAAAACAACGUCCGAGCCCCAGUAUUACACGGAGAUUUAUCAGAGAUAUUUGCGAAAUGAAGCUCAGUCUGAAGUGGCCAAGGCAACACGAGCGGGAAAGGCCUUGCCCUAG
Messenger RNA from Didymodactylos carnosus, 771 nucleotides. The record is from the annotation of a GenBank genome assembly. Lineage: Eukaryota; Metazoa; Rotifera; Eurotatoria; Philodinida; Philodinidae.